Molecule: messenger RNA, 4559 nt
Organism: Chenopodium quinoa (quinoa)
Lineage: Eukaryota; Viridiplantae; Streptophyta; Magnoliopsida; Caryophyllales; Amaranthaceae
Product: protein NUCLEAR FUSION DEFECTIVE 4-like
Exons: 3
Coding region: 328-1917 (529 amino acids)
Cellular component (GO): membrane
Source: RefSeq, a predicted model, not a curated record
CUAAUUUAUAUAUUGUGUACAACUUGCAUAUCUAAAAAAAUGGCUAAAUAGUACUAUCUAUGCUUUAAUUAUGUGAAAAGGGUUAUUUUUCCAAAUCUUUCUGCUAAUACGAUCAAAUCUUUUAAUAAUUUAUAGUACUAAUAAUGCCAAGCAACGUGGAAACAGCAACCAAAGACCUACUCCAUGAGUGCAUGAACUAACACAAGUCCCUUAAAUUUAAUCUCAAAGAAAGAAAAGAAAUACAGAAGAACAACACAAGUCCCUCAAAUUAAUCUCAAACAAAGAAAAGAAAAACAUUAGAAUUUCAUUGAACACAAAAUAGAUGCAAUGGACAACAUCGUUGGCAACCGAUGGGUGGCAACUGUGGCUAGUAUAUGGAUACAAGCAACCAUGGGAGGUUCCUACGCCUUUGGUGUAUACUCCCCUGCACUAAAAUCCUCUCAAUCCUAUGAUCAGUCCACACUUGACACAGUCUCUGUCUUCAAAGACAUUGGUGCUAAUGCUGGUGUCCUCUCAGGUCUCCUGUAUGCAGCCACUGCUGCCUCAUCUGGACCUCAUCGUUGGCGAUGCUUCCAUGGACCAUGGAUAGUCCUUGCUGCAGGGGCAGUCCAGUGCUUCUUGGGAUACUUCUUCAUGUGGCUCGCGGUUGUUGGCCUAAUACCUCGGCCACCUGUGCCCCUUAUGUGCUUCUUCAUGUUCCUAGCUGCCCAUGCUCAAACUUUCUUCAGUACAGCUAAUGUUGUUACAGGUGUUCUGAAUUUCCCAGAAUAUAAUGGGACUAUUGUGGGGAUAUUGAAGGGCUUUCUUGGACUUACCGGAGCAAUGACAAUCCAAGUUUAUCAAGCAUUUUUCAAGGGCAAUCAAAGCACAUUCAUACUAAUGCUAGCUUUGUUGCCAACUACAGUCACUUUCACAGUGAUGUGUUUGGUGAGAAUCAGCCCAGGAAGCAGACCGGAUGACAAAAAGUACCUCAACCAUUUCUCUGUGGUUGCCCUGGUCCUAGCUGCCUUUAUAAUGAUCAUUAUCAUAUUGGAGAAUGUUAUCGAAUUUUCACGAUGGGCACGGUUUAUUACAGUUGCAGUUCUUAUAGUACUGCUCUCAUUACCUCUCAAAACCGCCAUUGAAGCUACUAGAAACGAAAAUAUGUACCGAGUGCUUCUGGAAGGCGAAUCACCAGCUGAGAGUGUUGUUGCAACUGAGGAAUAUAAAGUACUACCUAGUGCUUCAGAUGAGAUACAACCCGUUGAAGAAAGCAUGGAUAUAUUAGAUGCCACAUGUAGCUUAAACUUUUGGUUAUUGUUUAUUGCUAUGUCAUGUGGAAUGGGUUCAGGACUUGCUACUAUAAACAAUAUGAGUCAGAUAGGACAGUCACUUGGCUACGACAUGGUGAAGACCAAUACAUUGGUUUCUCUAUGGUCAAUAUGGAAUUUUCUAGGCCGUUUUGGAGCAGGCUACAUAUCUGAUAUCUUAUUGCGCCAAAAAGGUUUGGCGCGACCAUUAAUGAUAGCAAUAAGUCUAGCAACCAUGACUGUGGGACAUCUUGUUAUUUCAUUAGGAUUUCCGGGGAAUUUGUACAUUGGAACUAUUUUGGUUGGGAUAUGCUAUGGUGCACAGUGGAGUCUAAUGCCUACAAUCACUGCAGAGAUCUUUGGGGUGAAACAUAUGGGUACUAUCUUCAACACCAUUGGUAUCGCGAGCCCUAUAGGAACUUACUUCCUCUCGGUUUGGGUGAUUGGAAAUAUAUAUGACAGACAAGCAAGGAAUUCCAAUACUUGCUAUGGAGUACACUGUUUCAUGUCAUCCUUCUUUAUCUUGGCUUUUGUUAGCUUUUUGGGGUUUCUUGUUGCUUUGACAUUGUUCUUCCGAACAAGGGCAUUUUAUAAGUUUGUUGUCUUAAGAAGAUUACAUAUUCUUUGAAACUGUAAAGCUUGGAUGUAUGUAUCAAUUCUUUUUCCCCUCAAGGAAGGGGUUUCAAUGUGGCUUCUUGUUUGUAUUGUUUGGUCCUAUAGUUACUAUUGAUUACUCUAUUUGUCCCUUACUUUUUCACUAUUUGACCCAAAAUACUCUCACAAAAAAUAAGUCCUUAGUGCAAAAAAAGGGAUAGAGGGAGCACUUAGUAAUUAAUCAUUUGGUAGCAUAUAGGAAGUAACAAACUAACACUUUUUACGAAGUUGUAGUUACAAGGACUUUCAUUGUAUAGGAAUGGUGAAAAUUGUUUGUUUAAAUAGCCCCUUCCAUAUUUACCUCAGAAAGAAGAAAAAAAAAAAAAAAAGAAACCUACAAUGGAAACAAAUCACAUUUAUCUUAAAUUCUAUUGUAAGUUGGAGAGAAUAGGAAUGAAUUGAAUUUUAAGCCAUUGCUUUCAUAUGACAAAGAUGUCAAGUUCCUAUCUUGGCUUUUCCUUUUUUAACCACUAACACUUAUCUAUGACAAAAUGAGCCUUAACAAUCACCCCAUCCUCACCCUCACCACAACUCUGUCAUCUAACUUAUCUCUUUUUUCUCCUUUGCUAUUUAUCCUUUCUCACUUCACCUCCCUUCACUCUACAAAAAUUGUUCUUUUACGGGUUUUUAGGGCUCGAUUUUCAUAAUUACUCCGUAGUACACAUCCUUUAAAAUGUUUAAGUCAGCCCAGCUUUCUUUCUUUCUCCCUUUCCUCCAACUCCAAUCAUUGCUAUCAAAACGCACCAUUAGUAGUCCCGUUACCGGUCGCACUCCCUAGUAAGGGCAAUAUAGGCAUGCAAAAAUAAUUUCAACAAAUGUAUUUAUCACCCUCCCCCUGCCUUCCCUCAUCUUAGUCAUCUAGUGUUAUUUAAGCAAGAAAAUACUCUUCCCUUGGCUUCCUAAACUCGAUCCUAUUCAAACGAGUUGUAAGAAUAUCACCUAUAUCAAUAUGAGCAGUAGUGAAAGAUGGAUGGCAACAGUGGCCAGCAUAUGGAUACAAUCAAUCGUAGGAGGUUCUUAUGCCUUUGGUGUAUAUUCACCUGCAAUCAAAUCCUCCCAAUCCUACGAUCAAUCAACCCUGGAUACUGUGUCUGUGUUCAAAGACAUUGGUAGUAAUGUAGGAGUCCUUUCUGGCCUCCUAUACGCUGCCGUCACCGCCUCCUCCAGACCUCACCCCUGGCAUUGCUUCCACGGGCCCUGGGUGGUCCUUGCGGUAGGAAAUAUACAAUGCUUUUUAGGCUACUUCUUAAUGUGGCUUGCAGUUGUCGGGUUCAUCCCUCGGCCUCCUGUACCCCUCAUGUGCAUCUUCAUGUUCCUAGCUGCCCAUGGUCCAACUUUCUUCAGCACUGCCACUGUUGUCACUGGUGUGCUGAAUUUUCCAGAUUAUAGCGGGACCAUUGUGGGCAUCUUGAAGGGAUUUCUUGGACUGACUGGAGCAAUUUUAAUCCAAAUAUAUCAAGCAUUUUUCAAGGGCAACCAGAGUAACUUCAUUCUAAUGCUGGCUUUGUUGCCAACUACAGUCACUUUCUCACUGAUGUGCUUGGUAAAAAUCUGUCCAGCAAGUGGAUCCGACGACAAAAGGCACCUAAAUCGCUUCUCACUAAUUGCCCUGAUUCUGGCUGUGUUUCUUAUGAUCAUCAUCAUACUGGAAAAUGUACUCGUCUUUCCACAAUGGGCACGCCUUUUUGCACUGGUAGUUCUAUUGUUGUUGCUUGGUUCACCUCUUAGAAUUGCCCUAGAAGCUAUUGGCAAGGAAAAAUCUCAGACACUGCUUCUGGAAAAAGAGCCACUGGCUGACAGUAAUUAUUUACAUGCAUCUGAUGAGUUUGUGGGUGAAAAAGAUUACAAUGAACUAUCCAUUACUUUGAAUGAAAUACCACUACCAGCCGAAGAAAACAUAGAUAUUAUGAAGGCCAUGCAGAGCUUAAACUUUUGGUUGUUGUUUGUUUCCAUGUCUUGCGGAAUGGGUUCAGGGCUUGCUACCAUAAACAAUCUAAGCCAGAUAGGGCAAUCACUGGGUUAUGAUACAGUCAAGAUCAAUACAUUGGUUUCACUUUAGUCAAUAUGGAAUUUCCUAGGUCGUUUUGGAGCAGGGUACAUAUCUGAUAUAUUACUGCGGCAAAAAGGAUGGACACGACCGCUGAUGGUUGCAAUCACUCAAGCAACCAUGAUUGCAGGGCAUCUCGUUAUUUCUUUGGGCUUCUCAGGAAAUUUGUACAUAGGAACUACCCUGGUUGGGAUAUGUUAUGGUGCUCAGUGGAGCCUAAUGCCUACUAUUACUGCAGAGAUAUUUGGUGUUCAGCAUAUGGGUACAAUUUUCAAUACCAUUGGUAUAGCAAGUCCGGUUGGCACUUACAUCCUCUCAGUUUGGGUGAUUGGACAUAUCUAUGACAAACAAGCAGGGGAGGACAAUACUUGCUACGGGGUUCAGUGUUUCAUGGUAUCCUUCUUUAUCUUGGCAUUCAUAAGCCUAUUAGGAUUUCUUAUUGCUCUAACAUUGUUCUUCCGAACUAAGGCAUUUUACCAGUCCGUUGUGCUAAGAAGAUUGCGUUUCCUUAAAAAGUAAAGCUUUUAAUGUAAGGGUUCUUGUUCAUCUAUCAUAUGUUGUUUGGUCCA